UUGGCUUGUUCAGCGACUCAGCCACUCAGCCGCUGAGUCUUCCGAGAGGUGAAUGUGAGCGCGUGCGGUUUGGACGGUAACCGACGCGGUGGCCACAGGUGAUGCCCACGCCGAGCUUAUGACUCGCUCAAAAACGAGAAGUUUCUUCGAAGACGGCACGACAUGAGUCUGUCGGCGCCGAGCAGUUCGCUGAAAUGUAACGAUCUGCACGCUUACCUGAAGACCCUGUCGCCGGCGACGCUGGACCAACUCUACACGCACCCAGCAACAUGCCUCGCCGUCUUCCGGGAGUUGCCGAUCAUUUCCCGCCACUACAUCAUGCGGCUCAUGUUCGUCGACCAGCCAGUGCCGCAGGCUGUCGUGUCAUCGUGGAACGAGCAGAAAUACGUCAAGGAGCACUUGGAGUCCCUGGAAGCGCUGACGGCACUGCACAUCUGGGCGGACUCGAGCCUUCCAGGAGGCCUUCCUGGAUGGUCGCUGAGUGGUGUCUUCCGGAAGAACAUCCAGAUCGCCUUGCUUGGAGGUGGCCAGCCGUGGGCAGUGUACAGUACCCUGGAGAAGGACAAGCACGGCCGGGACGCGCAGUUCCUCGACCGGUAUGCCAUGGAGCGGUGGGAGUGUGUGCUGCACUUCAUGGUGGGCUGCCACACCAAGGAAGGCAUCAGUGCGGACGCAGUGCGGAUUCUCCUUCAUGCGGGGCUCAUGAAGUCGGAGGAAGAAGAGGGCAGUGCCCCCCUGAUCACCAUGGAAGGGUUCCAGUUUCUCUUGAUGGACACUGCUUCCCAGGUGUGGCACUUUGUGCUUCAAUACCUGGACACUCUGGAGUCACGGGGACUGAACCUUGUCGAGUGCUUGACGUUCUUGUUCCAACUGAGCUUCCUGACGCUUGGGAAGGACUACAGCACGGAGGGCAUGUCGGAGUCACUGCUGGUCUUCCUGCAGCACCUGCGGGAGUUUGGACUCGUCUACCAGCGGAAGAGGCGUUCCGGGCGGUUCUACCCCACGAGGCUGGCCAUCAACCUGGCCUCGGGUCUGAAGGAGACCAACCUCCGCAGUUACGAGGCGGGCUACAUUGUGGUCGAGACCAACUACAGGGUCUACGCCUACACAGAUUCCCAACUUCAGGUUGCAUUGUUGGCACUGUUCUGUGAGCUAAUGUACAGGUUUCCCAACUUGGUGGUCGGCGUGCUGACGAGAGAGAGUGUGCGGCAAGCGCUGCGAAGUGGCAUCACAUCGAAUCAGAUCAUCAGGUUUCUUCAAAUGCACGCUCAUCCUGAAGCUCAGAAACAGAGCCCCGUGGUGCCCCCGACCAUCAUGGACCAGCUGCGGCUGUGGGAGCUGGAGAGGGACCGCUUCAACUUCCGGGAAGGGGUGCUCUACAGCCAGUUCAUCUCACAGAGCGACUUCCAGCUGCUGCGGAACUACGCCUCGGACCUGGGUGUGCUCAUCUGGGAUAACCCAAGCAAGAGGGUGAUGGUGGUGAACAGGAAUGGGCACGACGAAGUGAAGCGCUUCUGGAAACGUCACCGUCAGGACCACUGACCCCUGCCUCUCAUUGCUGGCAAUAAAGCCCCACUCCCAUCGUCA
Ixodes scapularis (black-legged tick) is the source of this 1587-nucleotide messenger RNA. It is a transcript of the gene mrn, whose product is annotated as general transcription factor IIH subunit 4. The coding region runs from base 163 to 1542 and encodes 459 amino acids. The transcript is spliced from 14 exons. Gene Ontology annotation, biological process: nucleotide-excision repair. The record is from RefSeq and is a predicted model, not a curated record. Lineage: Eukaryota; Metazoa; Arthropoda; Arachnida; Ixodida; Ixodidae. Gene Ontology annotation, molecular function: double-stranded DNA binding; ATPase activator activity. Gene Ontology annotation, cellular component: transcription factor TFIIH holo complex; transcription factor TFIIH core complex.